Molecule: messenger RNA, 3899 nt
Organism: Fukomys damarensis (Damara mole-rat)
Lineage: Eukaryota; Metazoa; Chordata; Mammalia; Rodentia; Bathyergidae
Gene: Mefv
Product: MEFV innate immuity regulator, pyrin
Exons: 10
Coding region: 1279-3765 (828 amino acids)
Molecular function (GO): zinc ion binding; protein binding
Source: RefSeq, a predicted model, not a curated record
UGGACAAUAAAAAAAAAGCAAUACACAAGGCUUUAGACCUUGGGUUGAAAAAUAAAAAGCCACAAACUGUAUAGUAUAAAGACAUCAUUGGGACAAUUGAUGAAGUUUGAUUAUGAAGCAGUUAUUGUAACAAUGUAAUAUUCCAUGACUGUGAUAAUUGUAUUGUGAUCACUUAAGUAAUACCACUGUGGACACUAUUUAGGGUAUCUAGAGUUUUUGGAGUGAUAUGUGAUGUUUUCAAUUUAUUACCAAAUGGUUAAGAAAAGAGGAAGUAUCAGAGAGGGAGAGCAGAAAAUAUUGUAAAAAUGUAAGCAGUUGGUGGAUCUAAAUAAAGGACACAGAAGUAUUCAUUGUACUAUACUUCACAUUUUUCUUAGGUCCAAAUUUUUCAAAACAAAUGGUUGAAGGUGAAAAUCAGGGUGUGCAAAAGGGCAGAAACCACUAAUGAAGUCAUCCCUCACUCUUUGUAACCUCCAUUAUCUUUGGAAACACCUCUGGGACCUGGCCUGGGUAGUGAGCUCCAGACACUACCUUUUCAUUUCCAGUAUCCUGGCAAGUGCCUAGAACAUGUAGUCAUAAAAGGUACACAAAGCACCCCAGUUCUCAGGGAGGAAGGGUUCAGUCAACUCCAGGUUCAGAAAAACCAGGAUGGUAGCCCUGGAUAUUAAAUUUUCCAGGCCUUCAUGUUGCUGGAAAAACCAGAUAUGGGCUACAACAGCAUCAACAGGGGCGACACCAGGGCUUGUUCUCUAGCUGUACACUUCUGGCCUCACCUGCCUUCUUGGCAGUCCAGGGCAAAAUUUGCAGGGUUGUAUUUGCUGCUGUCCCUCCUCUUGACAUUGUUCCUGGAGGGUCUAUGAACCUCAAGAGUCUGGAAGACAGCAGUUGGCCAGAGGGGCUGACCUUCAGCAUGGCUACACCCUCUACCACCUAGAUCCUGAAAUCAGAAGACAGCAGAUGGCAAGUCUGAACUGCAAUUCCACGUCCACUCUGCCAUUCAGCAUAGCGUUCUUAGGGGCACAUGGUUGGCAAGGUGAAAUACUCCCUACUGGAAAACUAUCUGAAUCCACAAGUUGGGAACGUAGCAGCCUGAGCUACACUGCUACACACAGCUAGACACACCCUUGCCCUUAGUCUCAGUUCCACCAAAGCACAGAGGAUUUCCUGUUCCUUUUCCAUGAUUUCACAAGCUGCUUGCUCGCUCUUGGGCUCCCAUUAGAAGGCUUUUUAUCCUGCCAGAAGCCAGACAGCUGACUCCAGUUUCUCCUGGUCAACACCAUGGCCAGGACCCUUAGUGACCAUCUGCUGAACACUCUGGAGGAGCUUGUGCCCUAUGACUUUGAGAAAUUCAAGUUCAAGCUGCAGAACACCAGCCUGGAGAAGGAGCAUACCCGGAUCCCUCGGGGCCAUCUCCAGAUGGCCAGACCAGUGAGGCUGGCCACCUUGCUGAUCACCCACUAUGGGGAGGAAUAUGCUGUGCGGCUUACUCUGCAGGUCCUGCGGUCCAUCAACCAGCGCCUCCUGGCAGAGGAGCUCCACAGAGCCACUGGCAAGGAACUUGGGACACAAGAAAGUUACACUGACAUUUUGGCAACGUCUUCUGGGGAGAACAAGCCCAAAAGCCUGAAGGUACCAGAUGGCCCAGCAGGUAAUGGGCAGCGGCAAAGUGGCGAUGGGGCAGCCAGCCUGCUGUCCAGCCAGACUGAGACCGUGAAGGGACCUCAGAAGAAGUCUCAGAGCAAACGAAGGGACCUGAAGGGCCCUGAGGACCCAGAAAUGCAGAGUAAGCUGCUGGCUAGGAGUGCAGCACUGCCAGCCAGGAGAAGCCCAGUGCCCACCCAGUCAAAGCUCGGGAACAAGGAGAGCAGAACCAGUACACAGCUCCGGAGGAAUGCCAGCUCGGCAGGAAGGCUCCAGGGGCUCUUUAGUGGGGCCCUAGGGAGGAGAGACUCCAAGAAAAUGGAAAUAUAUUUGCCUUCAGGAAAAAAGAGACCCAAAAGUCUUGAACUUUCUUCAGAAAAGGAAGAACCCCCAAAUCCAGAAUCUCUUCUCACCUCUCUUGAGGAAAUGAGAAAUGCAAAGGCAGACUUAGCAGCCACCUCCAGAGUAGGGGCUACUGCGGAUCUGGAGAAUGGCUCCAGGGAUCCAGAAUAUUCCAUGGUCAUGGAGGUGGGUAUAUCCAGGAUCAAACUUUCUAGUACAUCUUUGGCUAGAGAAGAAAAAUCUACAGCAUUCUUCGAGGAAGAUGGAGCUGGGCAUCCAGAGACUCUGGGAAGGAUGGCAGGUGGUCUGUUUCACAAGCCCUCAAAUCCAGAAGUACUUUCAUUUUCAGGAAGGCCACAAGAGGAGGCUGCAUGUUUCCUUGACCAUACCCAGGAAGGAGAUUUACUUGGUCGUACCUGUGUGCAUGGUAACUGCAGCUGUCCUGUUGUUUCUGGAGACUCUAAGGUCUUGGGCAACAGCUUGCCCAACUGCCCCAAGUGCCAGGCUUUACUGGCAAGGAAGAAAUCUGGAGGUGUGAGUCCCCAGGCCCUGCCACAGUGCCAGCGCCACAUGAAACAAGAACUGCUGCUCUUCUGUGAGGACCACGGAGAGCCCAUCUGCCUCAUCUGCAGGUUAAGUCAGGAGCACCAAGGCCACCGGGUACGUCCCAUUGAGGAGGCUGCCUUGGACUACAAGGAGCAAAUUCAGAAACAGCUGGAGCAUCUGAAGGAGCUGAGAAAAUCUGGGGAGGAGCAGAAAUCACAGGGGGAUAUGAAGAUAGCACGCUUCUUGAAACAAACUGAAACACAGAAGCAGAGGGUCCGGUGCCAACUGGAGCAGCUAUAUCGGUUUCUCCAGCAGCAGGAACAGCUCUUUCUGGCCUGGCUGGAGCAGCUGGACCAAACCAUUGGCCAGGUCUGGGAAACCUAUGGCACCCAGGUGUCCCAGGACAUUGCCCUCUUUGAUGAGCUCAUUGGAAAGCUUGAGGCCAAGCAGAGACAGUCAGAAUGGGAGCUCAUGCAGGACAUUGGAGUCACUUUGCACAGGGCCAAGACAGUGACUGUCCCUGAGCCAUGGGCCACUCCUCCAGAGGUGAAAGAAAAGAUCCACCUGCUAUACCAGAAAUCAGAGUUUGUGGAGAAGAGUAUUAAGUACUUCUCAGACACACUGCGAACUGAAAUGGAAAUGUUCAGUGUUCAAGAACUGACUGGUGCUCAGGCACAUGCCGUUAAUGUGUUCCUGGAUCCAGCAACUGCCCAUCUAAACCUUGUCUUCUCUGAUGAUAUGAAGAGUGUGAGACUCGGAAGCAAAUGGGACAGGCUGCCUGACAGCCCAGAAAGAUUUGACAGCUGCAUCUUCACCCUGGGCUCUCCCAAAUUCUUCUCUGGCUGCCAAUACUGGGAAGUGGAGGUUGGAAACAAGACUGCCUGGGUCCUGGGAGUAUGCCGUGCUUCCACAAGCAGGAAGGGGAGUGUAACUCUGACACCAGAGAAUGGUUACUGGGUGGUCAUGAUGAUGAAGCCAAAUGAAUACCAGGCAUCCACCAUUCCUCCAACCCACCUGCGAAUGAGUGAGCCCCCCAAACGUGUGGGCAUUUUUCUGGACUGGAAGACUGGACACAUUUCCUUUUAUAAUGUGACAAUCAGAUCCCAUAUCUAUACAUUCACCACCUUCUCUCCCGCUGGGCCCCUUCAGCCUAUCUUCAGUCCUGGAACACACGACGGGGGGAAGAACACAGGUCCCCUGACCAUCUGUGCAGUGGAUGGCCGGGGGCCUCACUGAAUGCCCAACACUGUACCUCUACACCAUCUCCUGGCCUUGCAUCUGACAUUCAGGCACUCGGCAGUUACCAAUUAAAUAUCUACUGUGAGCCAGCUACUGCUGUAGGGAAGACAAGGAAUAAGAAAAUCCUCCCA